AUGUGCUUGCCCCAGCCCCUGGUUCAGGUAGGGCUUGCGGGAGUCCGACUCUAUAGCUCCUGCCCUGUCCGGAUCAGCGGUCUGGAUCAUCUGGUUCUGACUGUGAAGAGUGUUCCAGACACCCUCGCUUUCUACUCCAAAGUCCUUGGCAUGGAGAUCAUCACUUUUAAGGGUGAUCGUAAAGCUUUGGGAUUUGGACAGCAGAAAUUUAACCUGCACCAGGCGGGCCAGGAGUUUGAGCCGAAAGCCCUGCGUCCUACCCCAGGCUCUGCUGACUUGUGCCUCAUCACCGACACUCCCCUGCAGAGAGUGGCCGAGCACCUACAGGCGUGUGGGGUGAUUGUGGAGGAGGGGCCUGUGGAGAGGAGUGGGGCAGUGGGUUCCAUCACCUCUCUCUACUUCCGUGAUCCUGAUGACAACCUGAUCGAGGUCUCCAACUACAACUGCCCAGCAGUUGAGAGGACAAAGUAGAUAUUUGCUAUGCUAUGUAAUUCCAUGCGCUCUGUCCCUUUCCCAAAAACAGCACAACUUUUAUUGAAACUUUAUUGUGUCAGUUUCAUACAGCAAAGCACAUAGAGAAUUUAGUUUAGGGUGAAAUGUUAGUUUAUCUGGUAAAAAUAUACAGUAAUCGUUCAGCAAUUAAGCCUAGAGAAAUGCCUGUGCCUGGCUUACCAGAGUGGGCGAGGAGGUCUAUGUCUUGGGCCUAAGUCUGCUUGGGUUUGGAACAUUGUUGAGGAGGCUUUGCCGGUUGACCCCUCUUGACCUACCUGGCCCCUUAAUCACUCACGCAAAUCAAGAGUCCGCCUCGGGCCCAUGACAAGCAGCAGUCUUAGCAAUGCCCUGAUAUGAUCAGUACACUCCGCCGCCAUCCCAUUACGCCCUCACAUUUUCCCCCCAAAACCUGGCUGCCAAUAUAAGCAUUCGUUUAGGAAAUGCAGCCAGGUCUCCGAAUUGCCUAGCGUCUGAAAACCUCACAGCUCUGCUGAAAAACCAACGUGACCACCACCCAGGAUUUAAUGGGGCAGAUGUUUACUUUAGAGAAGAGGUACUCAUUUUAAAAGUAAGCUCAUUUGGAAAGUGAAAACAAGCAGUGCUCAGGAAACCUUAUGGAAAGUUUACAACACUUCCUUGUGCAUUUAUUGUGUAGCGUGAUUCACAGCAAAAAUAUCAGACACUCACCACAGGUAAUGUGACUGUUUAAUAUGAUUUUCACCCAGUUUCACUUUGACAAUUCUUUAAUAAGGAAAAAACUUGCAGCCUCAAUUUGGCUGGAAACUGUCUCAGAGCGUGCUGUGAGUGCGGGAUAUGGAGCAGGAAGGACGGAAAUGGAAUGUUUUCUAAUGCAGUGACGGGUGUGUCACUGCGGCACGGUCCAGACGGAGAGGGACAGGAACAACGUGGCAGACGUGAGGCCCCGGGCAGAGCUCCUCGGUCCUGACUGACGGGCGGCUGUGAGGGCGCAGGAAGUUUUCCCAGCCCAGCGUGCGACUCGGUGCUGCCGUCUGCCAGCCCGUCUCGUGUCCCCGCGUUUGUUUGGUCUCUGCCUCGAACUGCUGCCUGUAGACAGGUCCAGAAACUGGGUUUACACAGCAGAGAGAGGGGGCACUUACACAGAUUGGGUGAGCGCUGUGGAACGCCAGGAAUGCCAUGUUUCCUGAGAGGAAAAGUGUAUGAGAACAGCCUGGGCAGAUCCUUUACUCCCAGGCUACUGGCCUGUUUAGGUCUGUAGGAACAUACUGGAAUGGGCAUUCCAGGGACUGGGGAACCCUGCGGCUCCAGGUUCACAGUACAUACCUGGCAGGCCUGCAAGUCCUUUAUAUGGGGUUGUGUGGGUAUAAACACACACACGCACACACACACACACACGCACACACACA
This is a messenger RNA of Megalops cyprinoides (Indo-Pacific tarpon), 1877 nucleotides long. RefSeq names its product glyoxalase domain containing 5 (gene glod5). The record is from RefSeq and is a predicted model, not a curated record. The transcript has 3 exons. Bases 1 to 471 code for a protein of 156 amino acids. NCBI's taxonomy places the organism in Eukaryota, Metazoa, Chordata, Actinopteri, Elopiformes, Megalopidae.